Mesoplodon densirostris (Blainville's beaked whale) is the source of this 3031-nucleotide messenger RNA. RefSeq names its product protein FAM50A-like. Bases 225 to 1244 code for a protein of 339 amino acids. Gene Ontology annotation, cellular component: nucleus. Gene Ontology annotation, biological process: chromatin organization. The transcript is spliced from 2 exons. The record is from RefSeq and is a predicted model, not a curated record. NCBI's taxonomy places the organism in Eukaryota, Metazoa, Chordata, Mammalia, Artiodactyla, Ziphiidae.
AGGUUUUGAGUCAACAGCUGUGAGUCAUCUUGGUAGUAUCGGGUUGGAUGCCUAAAGCUGCAGGAAGAAGGAUCAGGAGAACUUUCAGCUUGUUUAAAAUACUUGGGAUCCGGCAGCGAGUCGCCCGGUAGCCGACGUCACGGCGCUGGAGUCAGUUCACUGCACGGCCGCCUCCACAGCCGCCACAGCCCCUGAGACUCGGCCGGACCGCUGUCGCCGCCGCCAUGGCUCAGUACAAGGGUGCCGCGAGCGAGGCGGGCCGCGCCAUGCACCUGAUGAAGAAGCGGGAGAAGCAGCGCGAGCAGAUGGAGCAGAUGAAGCAGAGGAUCGCGGAGGAGAACAUAAUGAAAUCCAACAUCGACAAGAAGUUCUCUGCGCACUACGAUGCCGUGGAGGCGGAGCUCAAGUCCAGCACCGUGGGUCUUGUGACCCUGAACGACAUGAAGGCUAAACAGGAGGCCCUGGUGAAGGAGCGGGAGAAGCAGCUGGCCAAGAAGGAGCAGUCGAAGGAGCUGCAGCUGAAGCUGGAGAAGCUGCGAGAGAAGGAGCGCAAGAAGGAGGCCAAGCGGAAGAUCUCCAGCCUGUCCUUCAUCCUGGAGGAAGAGGACGAGGCAGGUGACGAGGAGGAGGAGGCGACUGUGGACGAUGACGAGCUGGAGAGGGAAGAGAUCACCACAAAGAAGAGGAAACUGGGGAAGAACCCAGAUGUGGACACGAGCUUCUUGCCUGACCGAGACCGGGAGGAGGAGGAGAAUCGCCUGCGGGAGGAGCUGCGGCAGGAGUGGGAAGCCAAGCAGGAGAAGAUCAAGAGCGAGGAGAUCGAGAUCACCUUCAGUUACUGGGAUGGCUCUGGGCACCGGCGUACAGUCAAGAUGAAGAAGGGCAACACGAUGCAGCAGUUCCUGCAGAAGGCCCUCGAGAUCCUGCGCAAAGACUUCAGUGAGCUCAGGUCGGCAGGGGUGGAGCAGCUCAUGUACAUCAAGGAGGACCUAAUCAUACCCCACCACCACAGCUUCUAUGACUUCAUCGUCACCAAGGCGCGAGGGAAGAGCGGGCCUCUCUUCAAUUUCGACGUUCACGAUGAUGUGCGGCUGCUCAGUGAUGCCACCGUGGAGAAGGACGAGUCGCACGCGGGCAAGGUGGUGCUGCGGAGCUGGUACGAGAAGAACAAGCACAUCUUCCCCGCCAGCCGCUGGGAGCCCUACGACCCUGAGAAGAAGUGGGACAAGUACACGAUCCGGUGAUGCGGCAGCAGCGCGGCCCCCGCCCCUUCGGCUCCCUGCGGCCCCAGGAUUCCGGGUGCCCAGCUCCCCGCUCCCGAGACGUGACGGGGCCUGCUCAGCCCCUGCCCCUGGCGCUGUUGUUUACCGCCUUUUUCUUUUACAAUAGAGAUAUACGCGUCAGAGCUGGAGCACCUGUUGUGUGUUUAAUUUGUUGUUGUUGUUGUUGUUGGAGUGUGGUUGCUUGACAAUGGUGUGUUGGUUUCUGCUUUAUGACAGGGUGAAUCAGUUACACAUAUACACAUGUUCCCAUAAAAAAAAAUACUUGGGAUCCUAGAAUACUCUGAAGCAUUUGAUUUCAGAAUUUAAAAAUGGGGUUUUGUACAAUUAGGAUAAGCUGGUAAGUUAAGAUAAAUUAAUGGAGGGAAAAAAAUUAUGAUGAAAAGUUAAUGGUGGACUAGAAGUGGUAGGCACACCACUUGACCCACAGAAUGGCUCUUUUGGGGCUCCUAUCAAAGAUCAAAUAUUAGACUAAGGAGACUUUAGUAUGACCUAGGAGGAGAGUUUUUAAAACAUCCAAAUCCUGGCCUGAGCAUUUUUAGAAGCUAAGACUUGGCUUUGGCAUCCACAGUAUGUUUCCAUUUUGAUAUUUCUGAUCCAUAUGUAUAUGUUUUGAGUUACCAGGAAUGGAAUUUGGAUUUGAGUAAUCUAUUCCUCUUCUCUGUCUGCCCCCAUCUGACUGUAGUCUACAUUUUCCAGCUGGCUAGAUGAAAAUAGAGUACAAUUUAAAGCUAACAGUCCUGUUUAGCUAUUUAACCCAUGAUCUUGGUCUCAACAGUAUGUUCUCAUACAAACUAAUCUAUGAAAAAUAUACAAAACUUGUAAGCUUUUCAAGUGUUGCUUAUUGCUGAUUAAGCUUGAGAUCUGACAGUUCCAGUGGCAGCAUCUUUUAAAAAUAAGACUAAUGCUGUAAAAACCCACAGACAAAACAGUAUUUUUUCCUACUAAAAGAGAUUUUUUUUUCGGGUGGUAUCAAACAUAACAACUGGAAUGCUGACUCCUCAAAUUGAGAGAGAGUGAGAGAAAGGAAAGCCACAUGGAGGUUAGAUAGAUAUAUAGCCAUUAACUUUAUUCUUUAUGCUCAGUAAUUAUUGAUGUGUAAUUUAUUUUUAUUGAUUUUCACUAAUAAUUGGAAUAACUCAAUCCAAAAUAUUUUAAGUUUUUCAUUUAAAUUUAUAAACAUUUUUGUGGCAGAGAAGUAUGGUAGGAUAAUUACUAAAAUAUGUUCAAGCAUGAAAACAUACAUUAAAAUAAAAUUAAGUGCAAUGGAAAUAGAGAUGUAGGGAGAAAAAAAGAUAUAAAAUUUCUGACUUAAAAAAGAGUUCUUGGGACUUCCCUCGUGGCACAGUGGAUAAGAAUCUGCCUGCCAAUGCAGGGGACACAGGUUCGAGCUGUGGCCUGGGAAGAUUCCACGUGCCGCAGAGCAGCUAAGCCCGUGUGCCACAACUACUGAGCCUGCACUCUAGAGCCCACAUGCUGCAACUACUGAAGCCUGCACACCUAGAGCCUGUGAUCCACAACAAGAGAAGCCACUGCAAUGAGAAGCCCACACACCACAAUGAAGAGUAACCCCCGCUCACCGCAACUAGAGAAAGCUUGUGCGCAGCAACAAAGACGCAACACAGCCAAAAAAAUAAAUCUUAAAAAAAAAAAUUUUAAGUUCUUCAUUUUUUUAUUAAUGGAUGAUGGUAGCUAUCAGAUUGCUAUGAUAUUUUGAUUAUAUUAUAUAUUUUUUAAAGGAUUAAUACGUU